GUAUUCAUAUCUGGCCACGGAUUCUCUGUUGGAAACUCAACGUAGCUGCAGACAGAGAGUCAAACACAGUAAAUACAAAGAAAGACGUAAACAACAAAGUGAUAAAGUGACGUCAUCACGUGUUCAUCUACAACAGUAAUGGUUCAAAUACCGUCGGACUGAAUGGUCGGUUCCACCUCAAACGUAUGGACCCUGGUCUGAAAAAGGCUUGAGUUGGUGCUGGCCACCAGAGGGCGCGCCGUGUUAGCUUAUAUUGAACAUCACUUCCUGUGUGGCUGUUAGCUGUUAGCUGUUAGCAUGGUUACCAAGCGCUCAGCUGGUUGUCGGAGCAGCAGUAGUGUUGCACUUUAGCCCAGCAGCAGCCGGGGGCAGCAGCGGGGGCAGCAGCCGGGGGGGUCGGUACAUGCUGACACUGUUGUCUGCCGUGAUGUUUCUUCGUAGAUAGCUUAGUGUUUAGCCCAGUUUCCGUGCUAACGUCCGGUGUAAUGUCAGAGACGAGAACGCCGCACAGUCGCUGAUCGUUACCGCAGACGUUUCAGUGUUUUGUUGUGGAAAAUGAAGGAGGCUCCAGAUAACCUUUUGGAACAGGAGGAAUCCGAUGACAGCAGCGACAAACCGUCGCCUCCGUACGGUUCUCCUCGCUCCUCUCGGCUGCAGGUCCAGCGGAGCUCGGUCUGCUCCCGGGCUUACUUCGUCGUCGUCAUGGUCUUCUUCCAUGUUUACAUCCUGAAUGUGAUCGCGCUGCUGCUCUACGUGCACUACAACAACGGAGUCGGGGACCUGGUGAGUGUAGAUGGGGCCUCGGCAGCGGCACUGGCCGUCCCAAGCUCCCUGUGCCCCCCUGGCUCCGGCUCCGGCUCCGGCUCCGUUUCUCCCCAGGGCCCGGUGCGAGUGGAGGAUUCCGGGCGAACUUUCAGCCUUCCUCGCAUUGAGGGGAUACGGGUAGGACAUGUCCAGCAGGUGUCGCUGGUGCCUGGGAAAAAACACAAGAUGAUGACACUGAGCCUAAAACCUCUGCUGUUUGAGAUCCCUGGCUUCCUGACGGAGGAGGAGUGUCGGGUGGUGGUGCAGCUGGCUCAGCUGAAGGGUCUGAUGGAGAGCCUGACUCCAUCACUCAGCCAGGAGCAGGAGGAGUCCAACCAGCAACUGCUCUCCAUCAGCACCGAGGAGGUUUUCAGUCUUCUGGACCUGAACCAGGACGGGCUGCUGCAGAAGCAGGAGAUCGUCAGUCACUCACGUUCUCGGGAUGGAACCUGGUUGAGCCCAGACAACCUGCGUCAGAUUCUCUCUGGCCUGGAGGGGGCGCCAGCAGGUGGCUGUACAGGGACUUCAUGUGUUUGGAACACAACAUUUGGAGAGAGAUCAUUUUCUGUUACUGUCUCCCCCCCCACCCCCCACCUCCUCACCUCUCCACCUCUCCACCUCUCCACCUCUCCUCCUCCUCCUCCUCCUCUCCUCCUGGGCCCAGCAGCCAUGAUGACGUUGGAGGACUUCAGACUUUUCUACGACGGCUCUCAGCAGCCCGGGCAGCGGCGCUCUGAGAAGCUGUGGAGUCACUUCAAACAGAGGAGCAGACACACGUGGCUCCACCAGGGUCCGGGCUCCCACCACGUCCUGCAGACCCUCAGAACCAGAGUGGCGGCCCUGACGCGACUGCCCCCUCCCCUGGUGGAGCUGAGCGAGCCGCUGCAGGUGGUCCGCUACGAACAAGGAGACUUCAGCCACGCCCACCACGACAGCAGCCGCCCUCACCUGGAGAGCAGCUGCACGCACACGCGACUGGAGGGGGGGGAGACCACCUUCCCCGUGGCAGACAACCGUACCUAUGAUGAGGGGGCUCUGAUCCAGGACGGACUGGACCUGACGGACACUCAGCAGAGCUGCACUAGAGGGAAUCUGAGAAUCAAACCCACGGUGGGAUCAGCUCUGCUCUGGUACAACCAUCUGUCUGAUGGAAGAGGCUGGAUGGGGGAACUAGACGAGUACGCCCUGCGUGGUGACUGCCCGGUCCGACGGGGGCUGAAGUGGACGGCCAACAGCUGGGUCAAUGUGGACCCCGACUUUCAGAAGCAGGCUCGAUACCAGAAACUUGUUGCUCACAAGUUUCAGGCCAAGUCGGUCCUGGAGGAGCAGUACCAACCUCUGCCACACAGCGGCCUCCACCAGGACCUGUAGCUUGGACUGCGAAGAAAGUCCAGAACCAAAUCAGCUCUUUGAAUAAAGUCGACGCUACAGUCGGCGCUACAGUCGGCGUUACAGUCGACGUUACAGUCGGCGUUACAGUCGACGCUACAGUCACUGGACAGAUGUCGAGGUGUUUGUCUGGUUCUGCUCCUCAGAUCAACGACGUUUGUUCGUCCAAGAGUUAUUUAUUGCUUACGUUUUGAACUGGACUGCUGAAGUCUCCGUGCUGCUGGUGUGAACAGCACCUCCCUCAGGUCAAUGUCAGAACAGCUUCAAGUUGUGUUUUUGGUCCUUAUUCAGUAUUUAUUUAUUUAUUGAUUGAUUGAUUGAUUUAUCUGAGUGUCACUGCUAAUUUAUUUGAAAUAAAAGAAACAAUAUUUAUCAC
Cynoglossus semilaevis (tongue sole) is the source of this 2569-nucleotide messenger RNA. RefSeq names its product transmembrane prolyl 4-hydroxylase-like. Gene Ontology annotation, molecular function: procollagen-proline 4-dioxygenase activity; iron ion binding; L-ascorbic acid binding. The record is from RefSeq and is a predicted model, not a curated record. The transcript is spliced from 10 exons. Gene Ontology annotation, cellular component: endoplasmic reticulum. Bases 556 to 2175 code for a protein of 539 amino acids. Lineage: Eukaryota; Metazoa; Chordata; Actinopteri; Pleuronectiformes; Cynoglossidae. Gene Ontology annotation, biological process: peptidyl-proline hydroxylation to 4-hydroxy-L-proline.